This is a messenger RNA of Aureobasidium subglaciale EXF-2481, 3448 nucleotides long. RefSeq lists its product as uncharacterized. Gene Ontology annotation, molecular function: RNA helicase activity; RNA binding; ATP binding. The record is from RefSeq and is a predicted model, not a curated record. Lineage: Eukaryota; Fungi; Ascomycota; Dothideomycetes; Dothideales; Saccotheciaceae. The transcript has a single exon. The coding region runs from base 40 to 2991 and encodes 983 amino acids. Gene Ontology annotation, cellular component: nucleus.
CAACAUUUCUCGACAAUCUUGUCGAUAUUCGUACACAACAUGGGUAGACGAGCUGUAUCGCCUACCGCUUCCGAGAAUGGAUUCGACAUCUCAAAUGCCCUAGCUGGAGGAGCUGGUCUCGACUCCGACGACGAGGAUCCUCUUGCCGGCUUUGAGCAGCCUAAGCCAACCGCCUUCGAUGCCUCAGCUGGUGCUGGACUGGACGACGACAGCGAUGGCGACGAACUGUACAUUGCCGCUCAGCAGGCAGCCAACAAUCGGAAGACGAAGGAUGCGACAGGAAAGACUACAAAGAAAGGAGGAGGUUUCCAGGUCAUGGGCCUGAACGGCCACUUGCUCAAGGCCAUCACUCGCAAGGGUUUCUCGGUGCCUACCCCGAUUCAGCGCAAGACGAUCCCCGUCAUUCUAGACGGUCAGGAUGUUGUUGGUAUGGCAAGAACUGGCUCGGGAAAGACUGCCGCUUUCGUCAUCCCCAUGAUUGAGAAGUUGAAGUCGCAUAGCGCAAAGGUUGGCGCGAGAGCCGUCAUCUUGUCUCCUUCGCGUGAACUUGCUCUGCAAACACUCAAGGUCGUCAAAGAGAUGGGCAAGGGAACAGACCUUAGAACAAUCUUGCUGGUCGGUGGUGACAGUCUGGAGGAGCAAUUCUCGUCCAUGGCCUCUAACCCGGACAUCAUCAUUGCUACGCCCGGUCGUUUCGAGCAUUUGAAGAUUGAGAUGAACUUGGACCUGGGCUCAAUCAAAUACAUUGUUUUCGAUGAAGCCGAUCGCUUGUUCGAGAUGGGUUUCGCUGCACAAUUGACCGAGAUUAUCCACGCCCUUCCUCCCAACAGACAGACUCUUCUGUUUUCCGCCACUCUACCCAGAUCAUUGGUCGAAUUCGCUCGCGCUGGUCUUCAGGAGCCCAAGCUGAUCCGUCUCGACGCCGAAACAAAGGUUUCGCCUGAUCUUGAGACCGCUUACUUCAACAUCAACACUCAAGAGAAGGAAGGUGCUCUCAUCCACAUCCUCAGAGACGUCAUCAAAAUGCCCAGUGGUCCUACUGAGCGAACCAAGCGAGCCAAGGAAGACAGCAUGAACUCCAAGAAGCGCAAGCGAGGAUCUGAUGGUCCCGGUGCCAACGAAAUUCCGACCGAACACUCUACCAUUGUCUUCGCUGCCACAAAACAUCACGUCGAGUACCUCUACAACCUACUUAGCCAGCUUGGCUACGCUGUCUCCUAUGUCUAUGGUGCUUUGGACCAGACCGCAAGAAAGAUACAGAUCCAGGAAUUCCGAUCUGGCCUCACAAACAUCCUUGUCGUUACUGAUGUCGCCGCUCGUGGUGUCGAUAUUCCCGUCCUCGCUAACGUCAUCAACUACGAUUUCCCUUCCCAACCCAAGAUCUUUGUGCAUCGUGUCGGACGUACCGCUCGUGCCGGUCGCAAGGGUUGGGCUUAUAGUCUGGUCACCCAGAAGGAUCUGCCAUACUUGCUUGACCUUCAGCUCUUCCUCAGCCGAAAACUCGUUCUUGGAAGAGAGCCUACCGACGAGAUCAACUAUGCCGACCAGGUCAUCUUGGGCACGCUUGUUAGAGCUCCCCUCGAGAUCUGUGUCGAGGAGGUUGGAAAGCUUGUUGAUGAUGACGUUGACUUAGCCGGCAUGCGUGAUGUCUCCGUCAAGGCUGAGAAGCAAUACGUCCGUACUCGAACUUCAGCCUCAUCCGAGAGUGCAAAGCGCGCCAAGGUCAUCGGCUCCUCUCCCCAUUAUUCUGAGAUCCAUACUCUGUUUGAGGACGAUUCAGAAGCUAGACAUAUGGAGCUUGAAAGAGAAAACAUGUUAGCCCGUGUAAGCGGUUUCCGACCACCGGAAACUAUAUUCGAGGUUGGCAAGCGAGGCACCACGAAUGCGGCUACGGAAAUCAUGAGAAAUAGACGUGCCAAGAUCCAGCCUCGCAAGCAGCAAGAAAAGGCUGCGGAAGAGGCAGAGAUUGAUGAGAUGGACAACGAUACCUCAGUCUUUGACAAUGCCGACGACGAGGACGCCCCUAGUGGUGACUUUGAUGUCGAUCUCGAUGAGGCGUCCGAGGAUGAGCUUGAGGUCACGUUUUCGCAGCCCGACAAGAAAAAGGCAAAGUCAUCAGGAGCCGGGCAAGAUUCGGAGUUCUUCAUGUCAUAUACGCCACAAAACAUCAAUAUGGCUGAAGACCGAGGCUACGGGGUUCACUCCGGUACGGAUGGAGGUCGCAAUACUCAUUUCUUGGACGCAGCCCGCGGAGCUACUAUGGAUCUCACAAAUGAUGACACAAAAGCUUUCGGUGCACCAAGCAAGGCUGGUGGUCUGCGUUGGGACAAGAAGAGCAGAAAAUACGUGGCACGAGCCAACGAUGAGGACGGUUCCAAGGGCACAAAGAUGAUUACUGGUGAAAGUGGUCUCAAGAUCGCAGCCUCAUUCCGAAGUGGUCGCUACGACAGAUGGAGGAAGGACAACAAACUCGACGUGCUUCCUCGUGUUGGAGAGCUCGAACGCCCGGGUAACAGAAAUGGCCUCAACGAACAGCGUUUCAAGCACAACAUGAUCAAGGCACCCAAGGACGCCGACAAGUACAGAGACGACUACUACAAGCAGCAGGCAAAGGUUGAUGUAGCAAAGGAGAAGCGAAUUGGCAGAUUCGAAGGUGGACCUGGAAAGAGUGAGAUCAGAGGUGCUGACGACGUGCACAAGCUCAGACAAGAAGCUCAGAACCGUCAGGAUAAGAAUGCUCGUCCAGCAGGUUCAAGCAGUCGCGGCCGAGGUAGUGGUGGACGCGGAGGACGCGGAGGACCAAGCAGAGGAGGAUCAGGCAGAGGAGGAUCAAGCCGAGGUGGAUUCGGCGAUCGUGGCGGUAGUAGAGGUGGCUUUGGUGAUCGCGGUGGUAGUCGCGGCGGUCGCGGCGGCCGAGGUGGUGGAGGUCGGGGCGGCGGUGGCCGUGGCGGAGGUAGAGGAGGCAGAGGUGGCAGAGGUGGAAGAGAUUAGUAGGAGGAGAGAGUUUCUUCCUUUUGUUUUUCUUGCGCUAGCAUGGGACCAACCAGAGCACUGCAAACGUUCGAUGGAUCUGCUCCGCAGCUCCACAACUCACUCAGCUGUCUCGUACAUGUCCAUUGCUGUGUUGUGCGUAAUGCUCCACUCAUAUGGGUCUCCUCGACUCCUGUCGACUGUCCCUUGCUCUUCGGUUGAGUUCUUCGGACAGUUGAAUACUCUGACCUGAGCCGUGAUCUUAUGCAAGGAAAUGGACUUUAGGCUGACUUCAAGGUAACGGCACGGUAGUCUAAGCUCCGCGAUACCGAUGACACCGAUCUACAUGCCUUUGACUCUAGGUUGAUGAUGAAACAUGGUCUUGGUUCUUAUACAAAGCAUCGUCUCACUGGAAUAAGCAACGGGUCAUCGCUUCAGUCUAACAUGCAUGAGAUGCUUAAAGGUGCUUUGAUCAAGA